This is a messenger RNA of Penicillium coprophilum, 1137 nucleotides long. RefSeq names its product ATP-grasp fold subdomain 1. The transcript is spliced from 3 exons. The coding region runs from base 1 to 1137 and encodes 378 amino acids. Gene Ontology annotation, biological process: peptidoglycan biosynthetic process. Gene Ontology annotation, molecular function: ATP binding; metal ion binding; D-alanine-D-alanine ligase activity. The record is from RefSeq and is a predicted model, not a curated record. NCBI's taxonomy places the organism in Eukaryota, Fungi, Ascomycota, Eurotiomycetes, Eurotiales, Aspergillaceae.
AUGUCGAAAACCUCGCAGUCCAUACUGGGCAUCCAAGGAUCGCAAUGGAACACUUCUUCCAGCAGACCUACUGUCGCAGUGUUAUUUCAAGCAAUCGAUCCCCCUAUGAUCAACGGAGUCUAUAAACCAUGCAAACCAGGCGGAUAUCAGGAUUCAGGUGCAGAUAUUGCAUACACAUUACGUUCUAAGGGAAUCGAGGUCAUCACGCCCCAUCCCUCCCCGUCUAGUGCCCAGCAUGAGGGCUGGUGUUUCCCAGAUUCAGAAGAAGGCAUACAUUCCGCAGUAACCCAGGGCGCCACACACAUAUGGGCAAAUACGAUCGUAUUUGCUUCCCAUCCUCUCCAAACAGCAUCAUGUCUGGAUAGCUAUGCUCCGACUCUACAGGUCGUAGGCCAACCGCCGGGUCUGGUAGAGAACUUCGAUGACAAGAUGUACCUGAACGAUAAACUGCGUGCACGAGGGGGUUUUACCUUGCCUCAGUCAUGGGCAGUGGAGGUAGGAGAGGACAUAGAUGCCUUGAUUCAGUCAAUUCCCAACUACCCUAUCGUCGGGAAACCAGUUCGUGGGCGCGGCAGCCAUGGCGUGAAAGUCUGUGAUACUCCCCGUGAACUGAAAAGUCACAUUGAAUCGCUAUUCAGAGAAUCACCUGUGGUUUUGCUAGAAGAAUUCCUAGCUGGCGAGGAAGCUACAAUCACCGUCAUGCCUCCUUCAAUUAACCAACCGAAGUAUUGGAGCAUGUCUCCUGUGGUCAGAUUCAACCACGACCAAGGUGUCGCGCCGUACAAUGGCACAGUGGCUGUUACUGCCAAUUCCCGCAUUGUCUCCAAGGAUGAGAUGCGAGAUCGAGCCUAUGAGGAGGCGAUGCGCGAAUGUGAAAGGGUAGCAAGUCUCAUCAAGGCUACGGCUCCCAUCCGUAUUGACGUCCGGCGAUUCCGACAUGGGUCAGAUUUUGCUAUUUUUGAUGUUAAUAUGAAACCUAACAUGACUGGUCCUGGUCGACCAGGUCGCGAGGAUCAAGCUAGCCUGACUGCUAUGGCAGCGGCUGAAUGUGGAUGGGACUAUCCUACGCUAUUGGAAAAUAUACUAAAUGGGGCCUCGACACUGGAGACGCUACGUCAAUAUCGUACUCCUUUAUGA